AUGGCGACUCACAAGGACGUGACUGACGAGUCGGGUGCCGUCGUCUACUACUACACUCGAGAGAAGAAAGACGGACCCUACAAGGCAAACCUGCCGCCGAAGACAACCGUGAGCUAUGUCAAACAGCUUCUCGAUGUCUUCUUGCCAGCCGGCUAUCCGUACACGGUCACUGCCGAUUAUACGCCCUACCAGAUCUAUGACUCACUCCAGGCCUUCUCUAGCUCCAUCGCCGGGCUGAUGUCCAACAGAGCCGUGUUGCAGGGCUUUGGUGUGGGCAAGGAGGGCUCCUCAGCCACAGGCGCUGUCCUCCUCUCCGUCCUCCAGGAGUCGACUGGCCGACUUGCCACCAUUGUGUUUGCCCACCGCUUCGGUCAGGCCAUUGAGCCCGAGUGCAAGUAUUACCGCUUCAUGGCCGACAUCUUCAAUGAUGCCGCCCUCCUGCUCGACAUUCUCACGCCUUCUCUGCCCCAGGAGCCAAAGAUCAUUGCCCUCUGUGCUGCCGGUAUCUUGCGCUCUCUCUGCGGCGUCGCUGCUGGCGCGGCCAAGGCCAGUCUCAGCGCUCACUUUGCCAAGACUGGCAAUCUCGCGGAGCUCAAUGCCAAAGAUGGUAGCCAGGAAACUGUCAUCUCUCUCUUGGGUAUGCUGGCUGGUAGUGUGAUUGUCAACUUUGUCGAGGGAACCACUGCCGUCUGGCUGUCCAUGUUUUUCCUGCUCGGUGUCCACCUCUGGACCAACUACCAGGCCGUCCGAUCUGUCCAGAUGCGAUCUCUCAACCGACAGAGAACCUGCAUUGUCGUUGACGAGUAUCACAAGAGCGGUCGCAUCAUGCGCCCGGCCGAAGUCGCCAAGGUAGAGCGAAUCCUGACAUGGGAGGGCCCAGAUAUCGAUUUUGCUACAAGUCUGCCCGAGACACUCCCCUACGACUGGAUCCUCUCUCUCAAAAAGGAGCCCUUCAUGAUUGCCUACACAACGCGCGGUGCAAGAAUCUACCUCCGAAAGGGCGCCACAAAUCUCGAUGCAUUGGAGGCUUAUGCUCGUGCUCACAGUGGUUAUGUCUUUGAAAAGGAAUUCUUCAAGGCACUCGCGAGUGCUGGCUGGGAUUUGGACGCAGGAGCAGUCGAGACUGGACGAGCAAUUCGAAUCGCCCUGGAGUAG
Molecule: messenger RNA, 1155 nt
Organism: Pestalotiopsis fici W106-1
Lineage: Eukaryota; Fungi; Ascomycota; Sordariomycetes; Amphisphaeriales; Sporocadaceae
Exons: 3
Coding region: 1-1155 (384 amino acids)
Source: RefSeq, a predicted model, not a curated record